AUGGGACUUCCCCCGUGGCUCAGCGGGGACGCAACGGAGGCAGGCCGGAGCGGUUGCCAUCGCCAGCGCAAGCUCGCCCUCCAGAAGAAUGUGAAAAAGCAGAGCGACUCGGUUAAGGGAAAUCGCCGAGAUGACGGGCUUCCUGCUGCCGCCCCCAAGGAGAGGGACUCGGAGAUCAUGCAGCAGAAGCAGAAAAAGGCAAAGGAGAAGAAAGAGGAGCCCAGGUAGCUUUGUGGCUUCGUGUCCAACCCUCUCGC
Molecule: messenger RNA, 257 nt
Organism: Cervus elaphus (red deer)
Lineage: Eukaryota; Metazoa; Chordata; Mammalia; Artiodactyla; Cervidae
Product: small EDRK-rich factor 2-like
Exons: 2
Coding region: 1-228 (75 amino acids)
Source: RefSeq, a predicted model, not a curated record